Messenger RNA from Pistacia vera, 1779 nucleotides. Its product is annotated as zinc finger BED domain-containing protein RICESLEEPER 2-like. Bases 1 to 1779 code for a protein of 592 amino acids. The record is from RefSeq and is a predicted model, not a curated record. NCBI's taxonomy places the organism in Eukaryota, Viridiplantae, Streptophyta, Magnoliopsida, Sapindales, Anacardiaceae. Gene Ontology annotation, molecular function: DNA binding; protein dimerization activity. The transcript is spliced from 5 exons.
AUGGAGGGUAAUUCCUCAAGUACCCCUGCAAUACAAGAUACAAUUACUAAUACACCUGGCAGUAACCUUAACUUGAAUGCAACCACUACUAAUAUGGAGCAAAGUAUUAGUAGCAAUGGUGAUGAAAAUCAAAAUCCGAUUCAAAAGCAAAAAAGAGCGAAGACUUCAGUGGCAUGGUCGGAGUUCAAGGAGAUGGUACUCCCUAAUGGCACCAAAAAAGCUGAGUGUAUCCAUUGCAAAGUCAAGUUGUGUAUUAAUGCCACCGGAAGCACCACCCAAUUCAAUAGACAUUUAAGCCAGUGUUUAAGGAGAAAAGCUUCCAUGGGGCAACAACAUAUUAGUUUUCCGAGUGCCGGUAAUGAUGUUCCAACUACUAUUUUGCCAGCUUUAAGUGGGAAGUUUGACAUGUCGAAAAUGAGGGAAUUGAUCACCCAUUGGGUGCUUAUGCAUGAGCAUCCAUUUACAGUUGUGGAGGAAGAGGGCUUGAACAAUAUGAUAAAGUAUGGGAUUCCUGGAUGGACUCCGGUUUCCCGCCAUACUUGUAAAAAAGAUUGUAUGAAGGUAUAUGAAAGUGAGAAGGCCAAAUUGAAGACUUUGUUGAAGACUGUGACAAAAAUCAGUUUGACUACAGACUUAUGGAAUUCAGGGAAUCAAAAGAUGGAGUAUAUGACUGGUAUUGCGAUUGCGGAUGGCAUUUUCAAGUGCCUAAUGGGAUGGGGAAUUGAAAAUAAGGAAAAUUUUGAAGUUUUUGGGAAACUCUUUUUUGGAGGUAAUCUGUUUCAUGUGAGAUUUUGUGCACACAUCUUGAACCUGAUUGUUCAAGAUGGACUUCAUCAAAUUAGGCACAUCAUUGAUGACAUCUAUGAGAGUGUGUUGUACAUCAACAGUUCAGAAAGCAGAUUCAAGGUAUUUUCUAAGAUUGUUCAACAACUUAAAUUGUCGUAUUGGAAACUUAUUCUUCAUUGUAAAACAAGGUGGAAUUCUACCUAUGAAAUGUUAGCAAUGACAAUUAAGUUCAAAAAGGUUUUUCCAAGAGUGAAAGAGAGGGAUAUCAAUUAUCAUAAUAAUCCGAGUGAUGAGGAUUGGGAGAAAGUGGAGAAAGUUUGUGAAGUUUUGAAAAAGUUUGAUAAAUAUUGGGGGGAAUGUAAUGUGUUGAUGUCUGUGGCUGCUGUAUUGGAUCCUCGGUUGAAAAUGAAGGUUAUUCAGUGGGCAUUCCCUAAGAUGUAUUCUGAGACAGAAGGACGGGCAAAUAUGGUGACGGUCCAGGAUGCAUUGUAUGAGUUAUAUGGGGAGUAUGUUCAAGCUAACCAAGGUGUGACUAUUGCCCGUGCUUCUACAUCACAAGGGGAUGGACAUGGAGCCAUUGGUCAGGUGGCUGCGGUUGAGGGAGCUGAGGCCUGGGAUGAAUUUAGCACUUUUCUGGACAUGGUUGAAACUGUUGAGCCUAGUCAAUCUGAGUUGGACUGUUAUUUGGGAGAGGGAUGCCAUAAGUGUGUAGGGGAUCAUGACUCAUUCGAUGCCUUACAAUGGUGGAAGGCAAAUUCAACCAAGUUUCCUGUAUUGUCUAUGAUGGCUCGAGAAAUACUAGCCAUCCCGAUCACUAUGGUUGCUUCAGAGUCUGCAUUCAGUGCUAGGAGCAGGGUUAUUGAUAGUUAUCGAGCUUCUUUGUCACCAGCUACGGUGGAGAUGUUGUUAUGUGGAUGUGACUGGUGUCGCACUUUGAAUGGAGUAAAGAAAGAGUGCAAAAAAGAGGAGGAUGAGGAUCACUUGGAGAUUUAG